Brassica napus (rape) is the source of this 915-nucleotide messenger RNA. RefSeq lists its product as uncharacterized. Bases 1 to 915 code for a protein of 304 amino acids. The transcript has a single exon. Lineage: Eukaryota; Viridiplantae; Streptophyta; Magnoliopsida; Brassicales; Brassicaceae. The record is from RefSeq and is a predicted model, not a curated record.
AUGGCAGUGUCCACGUGGCCAGAUAUCUCUCACCUCUCCAUCUCAAGGCCGAAGCUUAUCAAAGUUCUGAGGCAGAUGGGCCAGCAGGUCAAGUGGCCUCAGAAGAUAAAAGCCCCCGACUCUUUCCGGAAUCCUGGCUUCUGGUGCGACUUCCACCGAGACCACAGUCACAAAACGGAGGACUGCGUCGCACUAAAGAUCGAGCUCAACGAGCUGCUUAGGAAAGAGCACCUCAGGGAGUUCCUUUCCGAGAAUGCCAAGAGCCAUCUAAGCAAGGAGACAAUGGGUAAGCCCACUGAAGCUGCUCCCGUCUCGCCACCGCGACAGGACCGAGUGAUCCAUGUCAUCUCGGGCGGUUUGGAAGUCAGCGGCAUAAGCCAUGUAGCCACGAAGAAAAGCACCUGGAACGCCAAGCACGGCCUAGAGGCUGCCAAGCCAAAAUGGCUGCUCCUAGGGAUGGACGAAAUAAGUUUCACGGCCAAGGAGAAGGAGAAAGUCCUCACUCCUCAUCACGGCGCCCUGGUUAUCUCGCUCAAUGUAGCGAACUGCCUGGUAAAAAGGAUAAUGGUGGAUAAUGGAAGCUCAGGCAACAUCAUCUUCCAGGCCGCAUACAAGGAGGACCUGUGGCUCGAGGAAGGCGCUCUAACUCGUAGGGUAACCCCCCUUAUAGGUUUCAGCGGGGAAGUCAAGCAAACCGAUGGGGAGAUAACCCUCCCCGUAUACGCCGAAGGAGUUAACAUUUCAACCAAAUUCCUCGUGGUUGAUUGCGAUUCGUCCUACAACAUGAUCUUAGGACGGCCCUGGAUCCACGGAAUGGGGGCCGUCCCCUGGGACAUAAAGGUGAUCAGAGGGGAUCAAGAAUGUUCCCGCGCCUGCUAUCAGACCACUCUGAAAGGACAGACCAAGGUCUUAUAG